UUUGUUUUGCUUCUGCCUCUCAGUUCGUUUUAAACGCGCAAUCGAGACGGACGUCAGUUUUUUCGUGUCGCUUUUUGUCGCCGUCGCUCGGAGUCGGAGCCUCAGUCACCGAACAGAUUUAAAUGAGUUUCAACUGAAAAAUAACAAACAAAAAAAAAUUGUAUUUCAAUAUUAUUUGCUUAGUUAAUUGCAAUUGCAGUGGGUAAACAAAAACUAAAAGAAGUCAUUAAAAGGAAAGAAAGAAAAGAGAGAAAACGGACGCAGCUUCCUUCAGUUUUCCCUAUCUGUAUGUGUUAAUGUGCGAGUGUGUGUGUUUUUGUUUGUUGUUAUUGUGUUUGUAGCCGUUGUUUUGUAUUAGGCAAGCAGCAAAACGUGAAAUGCAAAUGACAGCAAUAAUAAUAACAACAGUAACAACAUCGACAACAACGGCAACAAAACGGUUUCGCGUGUGUGCUUGAAACAACGAGACAAACGAAAAUUGCGCGCCAAAAAACGUAUGCGAAACAAAAGGAUUUAUAAAACACACAAACGAAGCGGAAAAAAAACAAGAAAAUACCAAUACAAACACAAGCAGCUGAGAGCAGUUGAUAUAAUAAAAACAACAACAGCAACUUCGGUGGCAGCAUCAGCAACAACAACAACGAAAUCAAAACAGACGACGAAGACGCACCAAACUAAAUUCCAGUUUCAUCUCGCACCGCCUUAUUCACCACAGCACAAAAAGGACGCCCAGAAGGCGACGACACCUGAAGCAUUUGUCUAAGUGAUACAACGCGAGCACAGAGCUUGACAGAGAUCGACACAGCGGGAACGAUGAUGUCCAUGUCGAGUUCACCACCAGCCACGCCCACAGGCGUUCAGACCGAUGCCGAGGGUCUCAUAUUGCCAAAGAAAUUGAUUAAUCCCUGCAUGGAGAAUAUUGAUCGCAAAGAACUCCAUCGCGAGCUCAAGUUCAACGCGAGAAUUGGAAAAAGUGUGCUGAAUCAGAAGACGGAGCUGCAGCGGGCGUAUGAGAAGCAGAAGGAGCGUCAUGCGGCAGCUGCGGCCGAGCAACAUUCACCGGAAGCGGAACUCGUUGGUGGCAUACCAGGUCUGAAGGGGGAACUGGGGCGUGUCAUCAUGGAACGGGCCCAGAAGCACGAGGCGGCGGCACAACGACAGGAUGCGGAGGAUGCCGAGGAUCGUCAAUAUGUGAAUCCCGAGUAUCUGAAUGUGCGCGCCAAGCUGCGAACGGCGCAUGCGCCCAAUUAAUCUAAACAAAACUUAAAAUUAUAAUUUAAUUUUAGUUGUGAACUAACCAAAAUUCUGUUUAAUUAUUUAACUAUAUUAUAUAUAUGUUUUUCUACGUGUUACAAUCCCCGACUAACCUUCUAUAUUUGCUUAUGAUUAACUUUGAUAUUAAUUCUUAACUCUUAAGCCAUUAUCAUUUAUGUGUAUGACGAUACAUUAAUAUAAUUUACGAUUUACGAUUAUAAUUUUAAUUAUUAUGAUUAACUUGUGCGUGUAAAAAUUGUAUAAAGUUUUAGUUUCUUAAAGCAUUUCUUCUUCCGAAACAAACCGAAUUGGCUGAAUGAGAUAUAUAUAUAUAUACGUUUAGGUAUAGUCAUAGAUUGCGAUAUUGAUGUGUGAGAACAGGGCAGUUGUAGCUUUUAGUAUAUAAGCCUGAGCGAAUAUGUUUCGAUUAAGCCAGAUUGAUAAUACCUAAUAUAUAUGUAUAGUAUAUGUAUAUGAUGAUUAUCGCAUGCAACUAUUUUAUGUCAAGCGGUUGCGAUAAUUCGAAAUUGAUUAAAGUUGCAAAUGCAAAAACCAAUUAAAACAAAUUACAAAACACUA
Messenger RNA from Drosophila innubila, 1833 nucleotides. RefSeq names its product protein FAM107B. Lineage: Eukaryota; Metazoa; Arthropoda; Insecta; Diptera; Drosophilidae. The transcript is spliced from 3 exons. The record is from RefSeq and is a predicted model, not a curated record. The coding region runs from base 814 to 1251 and encodes 145 amino acids.